AUGGGGGACCUCAAUGUGGUCAAGGACCCGGACUUGGACCGCACAUCGCACUCCGGCUCCUCGGCAGAGAAUCAAAGGCUUCUGAGCUGCUGGGGGAACACGGAUUUGAGGGAUGCUUUCAGGCACUUACAUCCGGACAAGAGGGAGUACACGUUCUUUGCUAAAGCAACAAGGUCCAGCUCGAGAAUCGACAGGGCGCUGAUAUCUCAGCCGCUGCUGUUGCGAUUGGUGGAAGCGAAGCACGUGGCGAUCACGAAUGGGAUGACGGACCACUGGCGCGGAAUAGGAGUGGUGCUGGAAUCUGCAGACACGGUCAAGAAAGGGCCGGGCAUUUGGAGGUUGAGGGCGGAGCAAACGAAAAAACAGGGAGUCAGAAAAAUCAUUAAGAAGAUCAUCGAGGAAUCCGCUGGUGAACCUGCUGACCGGCUGCUAGGAAGGUUACCCGCCUGUCUGAGGGCGUACUCACGGGAGGAAAGGAAACGGGAGAAGGCGACCAGAUUGCACCUCACCAAAGAAGUGGAGCGGUUCCGCGUCCGAGUGUCAAGAUACCCACACUGUCAACGUACAGGCCGGAUCUUGCUCAGGAAAGAGGAGUUGCUGGAAGCGUACGAAAAAAGUCACAAGGAGAAACUGCAGACUUGGGCAUGCGUCGAAGCAGAGCUGGAUGGGGAGGUGGCAUCGGGAUUCCUGUCUGCGCAAAUCAAAGCACGCAAGGCAGGGACGGAGAUCCGCGAAGUAUCAAGAAAUGGGAGUGUCUUCUCAGGGGUGAAGGAAGUUCUCUCGGCGGCAACCGAUCACUUCCGAGAAGCCUUCGGAUGUUCGGAUGGAGGCGCUUUACCUGUAACGGUUGACCGUACCAUGCAGCGGCAGCUGGGAGAGAAGAGCAAGGUUUCGCUGGGGGCACCCUGGGCGGAGGAAGAGGUGCGGAAGGCAGUUCGGGAGCUCGCCCCGGGGAAAUCACCUGGAGCAGAUGGCCUGCCCAAGGAGCUCUUCGACCAUAACUGGGAUUUGCUGGGGCCGAUCUUGAUGGACCUGGUGGGGAGGUUUACAAGGGGAGAGGACCUGCCGCAAAACAUCACCACAGCGGUGACCAUUCUGCUGCACAAAAAGGGUGACAAAGGUGACCUCGGGAACUACCGACCGAUAACGCUUCUAAGCACCGUGUACAAGAUCUUAGCAAAGGUGAUGGCGAGCAGGCUCAAGACUGUUCUGCACGAGGUCAUAUCGGAGGACCAGUACGGCUUCAUACCUGGUCGUCAGUUGGCGGACGCGGUGGCGGUGGUGGCAGACGCCAUAGAUGCGGGGGCAAGCGGGAAGGAGGACUGGUUCUUGCUGAUGGUCGACUUCCAAAAGGCGUUUGACUCAAUCUCGCGUGACUUCCUCUUCAGCACCCUGCGGAAGUUGGGCCUACCGGAGAACUUCGUGUCCUGGACGGAGGGGUUGCACAAAGGAGCAGGUACACGUUUGCACAUUAACGGGUGGACAGGUGAAAAGGUAGCGGUGGAAAAGGGGGUGCGCCAAGGUUGUCCGCUGGCGCCGUACCUGUUCCUCUGCGCGGUGGAGCCGUUAUGCCAAGAGAUCAACCGAAAAAAGCUGGGAAUCGGAAAGAAGGGUGUGGGCAAGCUGGCGUACCUGGGUUACGCCGAUGACACCUCGCUCCUACUGCAGGGUGCGGAGCAGCUCCAGACGGCGUCUAAGGUGCUGUCGGAUUUCGGGGAGGAGUCGGGCCUGAAGGUGAACGAAGGGAAAACAGUGAUAUUUCCGCUGGGGAAAAACCGGGGAAAGCCGGCACCGCACGGGGUGAGAUACAAGUGGGCGGAUAAAGACGACCCGGAGCGUCUGCUGGGGGUCUGGAUCACGCCAAGUGGGAACCCAGCCCCUUCCUGGAACAAGGCGCUGGACAGGGCAAGGGGGGAGUUAGCGAAGUGGGAAAUGAGGCACUUGACCACGACAUCACGCGUGACAAUAAUCAACAGCUACAUUGUGCCGGUCUUCCUCUUCCAGGCACAAGUAUACCUACCGACGGAGGCCAUUUGGAAGAGGAUUCACAAAUUAUGCCACACCUUUGUCUCGAAGGGUGAAACGGCCGAGGAGAAGCGUUUCAUACUCUGGAACUACAAGCUGGCAUGCACGCCUCGGGAGGACGGGGGGCUGGGGCUGAUUUGCCCGGAGCUGAGAGUCAACAGCAUCGCUAUCCGGAACGUCUGCCGACUGGUGCUGAUGCCGGACUCUGUCAAAAAAUGGUUGGCGGUGAAGGCUGCGGAAUUCCCCCUGGGACUGGACACCGUCUUCGCGCACAAGUCCGUGCUGGAUCACUGGGUGAAAGGAAGCGCACGAUGGAAGGAGCUGACUGAGAAAUUCUGGGGCUCGCCGCUGUGCAAACCGCGAACACCGACAAACCGCUGGGAGGUGGAGCAGGAGCAUCUGGCUUUCAAUCCAAAUAUCCCCUACAGUGGUGCAAGCCCUUUCGGGAACCAGAAGGGGGCUUUGGUGCUGCUGGGCAUCCGCGUGGGUGACCUGAUUAAGAAGGCAGGCGACAGAACGUGCAUACUCAAAGGGUUAGCGGAGCUGACGAGGGAGAUGGGGAACAGAGACAAAGCGAAAUGGGCGCUGAGAGCUUUUAAAGCGACACCGGCGCGCUGGAAGGAGAUGGUAUUAACAAAACUGACAGGCGAGGAGAUUGUGGCCAAGGUGAAGCUGCUACGGUCGGGUGAUGGCGCGACUAGAAACUUCACCUACUGGCAGAUCGAGGAGGCGAAGGGGGAUAAAGUGACGGGGAGGCUAUGCACCGUUGAGGAUGGCAGAAGGAAACCCCAGACCACUGCCUCCUAG
Molecule: messenger RNA, 2832 nt
Organism: Closterium sp. NIES-65
Lineage: Eukaryota; Viridiplantae; Streptophyta; Zygnematophyceae; Desmidiales; Closteriaceae
Source: the annotation of a GenBank genome assembly